Molecule: messenger RNA, 2171 nt
Organism: Heteronotia binoei (common prickly gecko)
Lineage: Eukaryota; Metazoa; Chordata; Lepidosauria; Squamata; Gekkonidae
Gene: B4GALT4
Product: beta-1,4-galactosyltransferase 4
Exons: 8
Coding region: 546-1622 (358 amino acids)
Biological process (GO): carbohydrate metabolic process
Molecular function (GO): glycosyltransferase activity
Source: RefSeq, a predicted model, not a curated record
GGAAACUCUAUGGUAAUGGAAAGCGAUCGGCCCGUUCUCUUCUCUGUGGUUGGCGGGGGAUUUGGGUUGAUACCCGAAGCCCUGAGCCGCUAGGGAAGUAACGGAAAGAGGAACUUCGUCGUUGGCAGAAGUACAGGGACGGAGCGGCCCGGCGAGGACUGAGGUUCCUGCAGUUUUGAGCAGACUCCUCCUCCUCCAGAAUCUGUGCAGAGUCAACAGAGAGUUCUUUAUGGUGUGGGGUUUCAUGAAUGAAGAGCGCUUGCUGCUUUGGCACUGGAGCUGCCUUAGUUCCGAGAAGAACAAAACAGCUUUGCUGCAACAAGAGGACAGCAGUGGCAGGAUCAAGUUGAUCUUUUGUAAUGUCUGCUUUGUGUUUCUCGUUGAGCUAGAAAGCCAUGCGUUCAGAAGCUGGAGGACCUCUGUCAGAAUGUGGCGCCACGGACCUCUAUGUGUUGUGUUGACUUCCCCGCUCUCCUCAAAGUGUCCUGCUUCAGGGCUACAUCGGGAUCCGUGCCAAAGGAGAAGCUUGUAACCCGGGAAGGGCCAUGGGCUUGAGCUAUGCCUGCCUUCACGUCUCCUACAAGCUCAAACUGCUGAUGCUCUUCUCCGUGUGCAUUUUAGUGGUGGGCUGGGCCACCUCCUCUUACUUGGUCGAUGCUGUGCAUGAAACCCCACAAGCAAAAAGUGUAGUGGCAAACUUCAGGAAGUCAACCGCUAGUGCCGAAGAGCAAAAGGAGGAUCUCAACAGGCAAGCCAGGCCUACUGUGAAGAUGCCAAGUGUGAAACUGCCCAGUAUGAAGUCCCUUUGCCCUGCUCUGUCUCCUUAUCUUAGGGGCCCCAGCAAGCUUACCUUCAGGGCCUCUCUCACCCUGGAAGAGGUUCAGAAGGAGAAUCCUCGGGUGGCAAAGGGACGGCAUCACCCAGAAGACUGCUUACCCCAGCAGCGAGUGGCUGUCUUGAUUCCACAUCGUAACCGAGAGAAGCACCUGCUUUACCUCUUGGAGCACCUUCACCCGUUCCUGCAACGGCAGCAGCUAGACUAUGGCAUCUUUGUGAUUCACCAGGCUGGAGAUGCCAAGUUUAAUAGAGCAAAACUGCUGAAUGUUGGCUACUUGGAAACCCUGAAAAAGGAGAACUGGGAUUGCUUCAUAUUCCAUGACGUGGAUCUGGUACCAGAGAACGACUAUAACAUCUACAUGUGCGGCAAUCAGCCAAAGCACCUGGUAGUGGGCAGGAACAGCACAGGGUACAGGUUGCGUUACCAAGGAUACUUUGGAGGUGUGACUGCUCUAACAAGGGAACAGUUUUCCAAAGUGAAUGGCUUCUCUAAUAACUACUGGGGUUGGGGAGGAGAAGAUGAUGACCUUCGGCUCAGGGUUGAAAUGCAGAAGUGGAAAGUGAUCCGACCAUCCCCUCAUGUAGCCAAGUACACCAUGAUCUUCCAUACAAGAGACAGAGGCAAUGAGGCCAAUGGACAGAGGAUGAAUCUCUUGCGUCAGGUAUCUCGAGUAUGGAAAACAGAUGGUCUAAAUUCCUGUUCUUAUAAGCUGCUCUCAGUGGAAUACAAUCCUUUGUACACAAACAUCACUGUGGAUUUUGGCAUGCCAGUCAAGACCGCGUAACAGUUUCUUUUACAACAAUGAAUGUGGUGGGAAUGGAAAAGAAUUUCCAAGUCAACAGAGCUGCAGCAUUUUUUAAGGUUUCCUCGUCAGAGGUUUCCCAACAGGAACUGCUGUACCAAGGUACAAUAAUGUCCUCAUCCUGGGUAGUUUUGCAGUAAAUUGUCUUGGACAGCACUGUUGAUUAAGGUUGCCUUGGGAGAAUGUCCACAUGGAGCUGCCUUUUUCUUCCAGGACAACAUAUUGCCCCUUCCCCCCAGAGGGAAUAUUGGUUAAGCUGAGACUGAGUUUCUACCUUUUAAAAAAGUUGGAACUGGAAUAUAGAUACAACACAGUGCCAUCUUUCAAUGAUGCAAAAACAAAGGGCUUUUUCACCCACAGCACAACCUUUUUCUAAAACAGGUAAACCAUAACAAACUGGGUUUUCUGCAGCCAGUUGAACAAGAACUCAUCAUCACUGAGUGGAAGGUCCAUGAUGCUGUCUUGUAACAGCCACUGUAAGAGUAUGGGAUAUUUUAACUUUCUCAAAUAAAAUAUAGUAUCUUUACAGUC